Molecule: messenger RNA, 4558 nt
Organism: Chrysemys picta bellii (western painted turtle)
Lineage: Eukaryota; Metazoa; Chordata; Testudines; Emydidae
Source: RefSeq, a predicted model, not a curated record
AGGAUUUCCGGUACAAUUUGCUCACUUUACCAGCAGCUAUUUAUUCAAAAGACCAACGCUGCAAACUCAUCCUGGGCUCCGGGGUCGCUCUUUCUGUGCGGGGCCGGGCCUGGCACCGGAAGCUGGGGGCGAACGGGAGAGGGAGCCCUGUCCUCGCCCCGAGUGGAAGCGGUGGGGCGGGGCCGGUCUGAGCAGGGUCUCUCCGCGCUCGCCCCACUGACGGGGGAGGCGGGAGCGAGUCCCCCGCUCCACGCGCCGGGAGAGGCGCAUGCGCAGUGUGGAAGCCUCGCCGGACCCGCGGUGCUAGAGGCCUGUCACUUCUUCCUGGUGCUGCCUCCUCGCUGGAGCAGGAUCCCCUCUCUCGGGGCUCUCCGCGGGCCUGUGACCCGGCUCUCCGGUUGAAACUCGUAUGGCAGUCAUUUAUAUGGAUCUGUGAUGGAUCUAUAACUAUGUCCCAAGUCAAGCCGUCAUUUUGAGCAUCCUCUUCUGAAUUUGAAGGAACAUUUUGAACAGUGAAGUUGCGAGAUCUUACUGAUCAAGACAACUGGAACCAUGUUGUGCUGGGGAAAUGCAUCCUUUGGUCAGCUUGGAUUGGGUGGAAUUGAUGAAGAGAUUGUAUUAGAACCCAGAAAAAGUGACUUUUUCCUAAAUAAAAAGGUCCAAGAUGUAGGAUGUGGACUCAGACACACUGUUUUUGUCCUGGAUGAUGGAACUGUGUAUACAUGUGGAUGUAAUGAUCUAGGACAAUUAGGGCAUGAAAAAUCCAGAAAGAGACCAGAGCAUGUUGGUGCCCUGGAUGCCCAGAAUAUUGUGUCUGUUUCAUGUGGAGAAGCCCACACACUAGCAUUAAAUGACAAGGGCCAAGUGUAUGCGUGGGGUCUUGCUACUGAUGGACAGCUUGGCUUGCCUGGAACAGAGGAAUGUAUCAGAAUACCCAGAAAUAUCAAAAGCUUAUCAGAUAUCCAAAUAAUGCAAGUUGCCUGUGGCUACUGUCACUCACUUGCACUCUCAAAAGGAAGUGAAGUUUAUUCCUGGGGACAGAAUAAAUAUGGCCAACUGGGUAUAGGUUAUGAAUUUAAAAAGCAGACUUCACCUCAACUGAUUAAAUCUUUACUGGGAAUCCCUUUUGCACAAAUUGCAGCAGGAGGAGCACAUAGUUUUGUACUAACUCUUUCCGGAGCCAUUUUUGGAUGGGGACGCAACAAAUUUGGUCAACUUGGUCUUAAUGAUGAAAAUGACAGGUAUGUUCCUAAUCUGCUGAAGUCCCUAAGAUCUCAGAAAAUUAUUCACAUCUGUUGUGGAGAAGAUCAUACAGCUGCUCUUACAAAGGAAGGUGGCGUUUUUACAUUUGGAGCUGGAGGCUAUGGACAAUUGGGUCAUAACUCUACCAGCCAUGAGAUAAACCCAAGGAAAGUUUUUGAACUUAUGGGAAGCAUUGUCACACAGAUCGCUUGUGGGAGGCAGCACACCUCUGCAUUUGUUCCUUCAUCUGGAAGAAUUUACUCCUUUGGUCUUGGAGGUAAUGGACAGUUAGGAACAGGAUCAACCAGUAAUAGGAAAAGUCCCUUCACAGUAAAAGGAAACUGGAUUCCUUAUAGUGGGCAGUGCCCACCAAGCACAGACAAUGAAGAAUAUUAUUGUGUAAAGAGAAUUUUCUCUGGUGGAGAUCAGAGUUUUUCACACUACUUUAAUCCACAGAACAUGAUGCCACCAGAUGACUUCAGAUGUCCUGAUUCUUCAAAGCAGAUCUGGACUGUGAACGAAGUAUUUAUUCAGAAAUUGCUGACUUGUCCAUCUGGAAGGCUUCCUGUGGAGAUAGCUGAUGAAAUAGAUGGAACAUUUUCUUCAGCUGGCUGCCUAAAUGGGAGUUUUUUAGCUGUCAGCAAUGAUGAUCACUAUAGAACUAGUGCUCGAUUCUCGGGGGUUGAUAUGAACGCUGCUAGACUACUAUUUCACAAACUUAUAAGUCCUGACCAUCCUCGUAUAUCACAACAGGUUGCAGCUAGUUUGGAGAAGAACCUUAUUCCAAAAUUGACUACUUCCUUACCUGAUGUUGAAGCCCUAAGGCUGUAUCUCACUCUACCAGAAUGCCCACUGAUGAGUGAUGUGAACAAUUUUACAACAUUAGCUAUUCCUUUUGGAACAGCUGUUGUAAAUCUAGAAAAAGCUCCACUGAAAGUACUUGAAAACUGGUGGUCUAUACUUGAACCUCCAUUGUUCCUCAAGAUAGUGGAGCUGUACAAGGAUGUUGUGGUCCACCUCCUGAAAUUAUACAAGAUUGGUAUCCCCAAUUCUGAAAGAAGAAUCUUUACCAGUUUUCUACACACUUCUCUCAAAGUUCUGGAAAUUUUACAUAGGGUAAAUGAGAGAGGAGGACAAAUUAUACAGUAUGACAAAUUUUACAUUCAUGAAAUACAAGACUUGAUAGACAUCAGAAAUGACUACAUCAACUGGAUCCAGCAGCAGGCAUAUGGAAUGGACAUCAACCAUGGAUUAACUGAGCUAACAGAAAAUCCAGUUACAAUUUGCACAUACCCUUUCGUGUUCGAUGCACAGGCAAAAACUACGCUCUUGCAAACAGAUGCUGUCUUACAAAUGCAGAUGGCUGUUGACCAGGCUCACAGACAGAAUUUCUCAUCUAUUUUUCUCCCUGUAUUUGAAUCUGUCAAUCCUUGUCUAAUAUUAGUGGUGCGCAGAGACAAUAUUGUAGGAGAUGCUAUGGAAGUCCUAAGGAAAACGAAGAAUGUAGAUUACAAGAAACCACUCAAGGUUAUUUUUGUAGGGGAAGAAGCUGUUGAUGCAGGAGGUGUUCGCAAAGAAUUUUUCUUGCUCAUCAUGAGAGAGUUACUUGAUCCCAAAUAUGGAAUGUUUAGGUACUAUGAAGAGUCCAGGCUCAUCUGGUUCUCUGACAAGCAUGCCAUUCAUAUCAUGGCAACGCACCUCCCCAGAACCAGGAACAUGUUGGCAGAUCGCCUCAGCAGAACCUUCUCGUCUCGCCACAAAUGGUCUCUCCACCUCAAUGUGGUUGAGCAGACCUUCCGAAAGUGGGUAUCUUCCCAGGUGGACUUGUUCAUGACUCGCCAGAACAGGAAGUGCCACCGGUUCUGCUCAUUUUGGGGGGUCAACAGGGGCUUCCUGUUGGACACCUUUCUAUUUCCUUGGUUGGGGGCUCUGAUGUAAGCUUUCCCACUGGUGUCACUGCUUCACAAAGUCCUCAUGAAGAUCAAGCAGGACAAGGCCAAGAUUAUCCUAAUAGCCCUGGCUUGGCCUCGCCAGCAAAAGUGCUCAGCACGCUCAUGGACCUGUCAGUGAUGAUCCCAAUGCCACUGCCCCACUGGCCGGAUCUCCUGUCACAGAAUCAUGGCCAGUUCCUGCACCCAAAUCUGGCAGCACUCCACCUCACAGCUUGGUUGCUCCAUGGUUAACUACUGAGGAGUGGGAAUGUUCGACCCGAGUCCAACAGGUCCUACUGAGGAAUAGAAAGCCCUCCACUAGAGCAACCUACCUCAUCAAAUGGAAACGAUUCACGUGCUGGGCCUCGGCCCAAGUGGUUAGCCUGAGCAGGCCUCGCUGCAGCUGAUUCUGGACUGCCUUAUGCAUCUCAAGCUCCAGGGUUGCAUGACGGUCCGGUACUUAAAAGGUCUGGAAUGGUUCUACCCCCAAGUCUGGGUCCCAGUCCUCCCGUGGGACCUGAAUCUGGUACUUGCGUGGCACAUGAAAACUCCCGUCAAGCCCUUGGCAUUCUGUUCCCUUCUUCUGCUCUCCUGGAAGAUGUCAUUCCUGGUGGCGAUAACUUCUGCCCGAAGGAUCUCCGAGAUUAGGGCAUUUACAUUGGAGACGCUGUAUACGGUGUUCUUCAAGGACAAGGUCCAGUUGCAGCCACAUCCGGCUUUCCUGCCGAAGGUGGUUUCCAAUUUCACACAAGCCAGGACAUAUUCUUGCCAGUUUUCUGCCUAAAGCCUCAUACGUCUGAGAAGGAAUGUAGGUUGAGCUCCGUAGAUGUCAGGAGAGCGCUAGCCUUCUACAUUGAGAGGACCAAGCCAUUUUGCGAGUCGACGUAGUUCGUUGCGGUGGCAGAUAGGAUAAAAGGUCAUCCAGUGUCCACCCAGAGAAUUUUAUCUUGGAUCACAACCUGCUUCCAAUUUUGCUAUGAUCAGGCAAAGGUGCUCCACCAGCGAUCGUAACAGUCCACUCAACUAAAGCACAAGCCUCGGUGGCGGCCUUCCUGGCCCGUGUGCCAAUUUCUGAUAUCUGCAGGGUUGCCACGUGGUCAUCCAUCCAUAUGUUCACAUCUCACUAUGUGCUUACCCAGCAAGCCCGAGAUGACGCUGGCUUUGGUAGAGUGGUAUUACAAGCCGCUCAACUGUGAACUCUGAGCCCACCUCCAGGAAUACUGUUUGUGAGCCAUCUAGAAUGGAAUUGACAUGAGCAAACACUUGAAGAAAAAACAGCUACCUACUUUUCAUAACUGUUCUUUGAGACGUGUACUGUAAUGGGUUGGACCCCUUGGGAAGUCACCUGAUGUGCUGAGAUACCACAGAGUUUACGUGUUCUGCCA